CUUGGCUCCGUCUUCCUGAUCGCUCUGUUCCAGCUUCCAGUCUUUCCCCUUCCUCCGAUCCUUCGUUCUACCUCCCCAGUCCCUAUCGGAUUGUACCCUUGCUUUGAAUCGAAGCGAAGAAAAGUAGCGGAUGGGCUACGGUUGCUGAGGAAUUAGGUUUUUUUGCAACAAGAAAUGGGGUCUACUCGUGGAAGUCGAUCGUCCACCAAGAUGUGGGAUUCUGCCGCCAUGGAUGCCCGAUUCAGCUCUCUGGAGCUCAGGGUAUCCUUCGGCGAUGUCUUCAGCGGUUGCCUCUCCAAAUGGAUUCCCACCAAACAGUCAAAGGUUAGAAGCCUGGACCAAUAGAUGGAACAUGUGAGUUGGUAUACAUGAAUGUAGCGUACUAAAUGAGCUCAAGGUUGGAUGGAUGGAGAAAAGGAAGAAGAGAAAAGAACAGCUUGAGGUGAAACAUUGUAACUACUACUCUCUUUCAUUUGUAGCAUCUCAAUCGUCCAUUAAUGAUGUACCUUCCUGUCAACAGCAUGGACUCCAUCCAUCAUUCAACUACUAGUUCGUUCCAUGGUGUGCGUGCGUAUGUGUUUGUGAUCCAUAUUUUUAGUUAAAUUAAGAGUCUUUAGAAUUAAUUUUAUCGUCCCUCAUGAAGUCUUGUUAUGCCUUCAUCUGUCUCUUCUUGCAUUGUCAACUCAUUAAUCUUUAGCUAAUCACAAUAUUUAUAAGUUUGACUAGCACCUAUUUGAUCUAAACUUAACAUCAGUCAAAUUGAAUUUCUAAUUUCUAGGAACAUGACCAAUCCAAAACUUUGACACAGACAUUAAAAAAAUAUUUGUUAGAAAAUGGUUGGUUCAGUGUUUCUGUUAUGUUUUUCUUCCUACAUCCAUUUUUGUAGGUUUCUUCUUUUCUUUUUAUAAUAUUAUCAUUUUCUUUUAUUUUGGUAUAUUUCCUUUGUCUAUCCCGUUUUGUUCUUUCGACUAUAGAAGUUGACCAUAUUUUUCUCUCUACAACUUGACCAUAUUUUUUUGACAAAUGUGUACCACAUAUAUCUGAUUCCACAAUUUAUUGCACAUGAGUUGAAUCGGACAAAAGCAUCACUGCUUAGGUGUUAAUAUCAUAGUCUUUGAUUUUUGUUGAGAUAUCUGAAUGAUUAGUGUAUUAUAUAUAUCACUUUAAAAUGCAAUAGAUAUUGUUUUUUAAGAUCAUGAUCUUGGAUAACAUUAGAGAGACAUAUAAGAGGAGAUUCAGUGCUGUCCAUGUAACUCUACCAAUGGGAGUAGAGAGAGAUGGUGUGACAAGAAGUAGCUGUUCAGCUGUCUGAAAUGAGAGAGGGUUUGUGACAAGAACUAGCUGUCCAAUUAAUUGUCUGUAGAAAUGUGAGAGAGGGUUUUGGUGUGCUGCAAUUAAUGGGAGGAUGAACAAGAUAUGUGGCAAUGGGGCAAGCAAAGCAGCACGCACCCCCACCUGCAAGUCUCACCGGCUUCAGCCGGCCCCUACUCUUUAUAUGCCCACAGUUUCUCCACCACCCAGACCAGCAAAAACCUUGGAAGCUGAUCACAUAGUUCUCCUACAACAAACAUCAACACAGAGGAAGACACACAUACAACAACAACAAUGGCUUCUCAGAAUGGCCAACAAAGACCGCAUCAGGAGGUCGGUCACAAAAGCCUCCUCCAAAGCGACGCCCUCUAUCAAUACAUACUGGACACCAGCGUUCUCCCCCGAGAGCCCGAAUGCAUGAAAGAACUCCGCCAGAUCACCGCCAACCAUCCCAUGAACAUCAUGUCGAUCUCGGUCGACGAAGGACAGUUCCUGAACAUGCUGCUCAAGCUCACCAGAGCGAAGAAGACGAUGGAGAUCGGCGUCUACACUGGCUACUCCCUCCUCGCCACUGCCCUCGCCCUUCCCGACGACGGCAAGAUUCUGGCCAUGGACACUAACCGAAAGUACUACGAGGUUGGCCUGCCGACGAUACAGAAGGCCGGCGUCGCCCACAAGAUAGACUUCCGCGAAGGCCCCGCCCUCCCCGUCCUCGAUCAGCUGCUGCAAGACGAGACGAAUCACGGGUCGUUCGACUUCGUCUUCGUGGACGCCGACAAGGAGAACUACGUCAACUACCACCGGCGGCUGCUGGAUCUGGUGAAGGUGGGCGGCCUCAUCGCGUACGACAACACGCUGUGGGGCGGCGCGGUGGCGGCCCCGCCGGACGCGCCCCUGCCUGGCUACCUCCGCCACUACCUGGACUUCGUGCUGCAGCUCAACCAGGAGCUCGCCGCCGACCCGCGCAUCGAGAUCUGCCAGCUUCCGGUGGGCGACGGCGUCACCCACUGCCGGAGGAUCAGAUGAUUGCCGAAAUGACAUGUCUGUCCUCCGUUCAUCGCCAAUAAAAUAUAUGCCGCAUGAGGCGACUACGUUUGUCUUAUUUCACGUGCUACCCAAAAUAAUUAUUAUAGCCAACCAAAUAAAGUGAGUGUUAUUUA
Molecule: messenger RNA, 2471 nt
Organism: Musa acuminata AAA Group (dessert banana)
Lineage: Eukaryota; Viridiplantae; Streptophyta; Magnoliopsida; Zingiberales; Musaceae
Product: caffeoyl-CoA O-methyltransferase 5-like
Exons: 6
Coding region: 1606-2337 (243 amino acids)
Molecular function (GO): O-methyltransferase activity; S-adenosylmethionine-dependent methyltransferase activity
Source: RefSeq, a predicted model, not a curated record